AGGUGGAAGCCUCAAAGAAACAAGCAGAACUUGAUAAGAAAGCAAUGGAUGAGCUUCUGAGAGAAAGGGACAUAUUGAAUAAGAAUAUGCUUAAGGCGGUCAGUGCAACCCAGAAACAGAUAGACCUGGUAAAGCUCCAUGAACAAGCCAAGAGGAAUCUGGAGGAAGAAAUCCAAAACUACAAAGAGGAGGCUCAGAAGCAGAGAAAGAUCAUCUUUCAACUGGAAAAGGAACGAGAUCGGUACAUCAAUGAAGCCAGUGACCUUACCCAAAAGGUCCUCAUGAACAUGGAAGACAUAAAAGUUCGUGAAAUGCAGAUUUUUGACUAUAGGAAAAAAAUUGCUGAAUCAGAGACUAAAUUAAAACAGCAACAGAACCUGUAUGAAGCUGUGAGGUCAGACAGGAAUCUGUAUAGUAAAAAUCUGGUUGAGGCUCAGGAUGAAAUAACAGAAAUGAAGAGAAAAUUAAAGAUUAUGACCCAUCAGGUAGAUCAAUUGAAAGAAGAAAUCUCAGCUAAGGAGUCGGCGCUUGUGAAACUACAUCUGGAACAGCAGCGCAUAGAAAAGGAGAAGGAAACCCUGAAGGCCGAGCUGCAGAAGCUGAGACAACAAGCCCUGGAGACCAAACACUUCAUUGAAAAGCAGGAAGCCGAGGAGAGAAAACUCUUGCGAAUUAUAGCAGAGGCUGAUGGCGAGAGGCUGAGACAAAAGAAGGAGUUGGACCAGGUCAUCAGCGAGAGAGAUAUCCUUGGGUCGCAGCUAGUUCGGCGCAAUGAUGAGUUGGCUUUGCUCUAUGAGAAGAUCAAGAUCCAGCAGUCUGUGCUGAAUAAAGGCGAGAGCCAGUAUAACCAGAGAUUGGAGGACAUGAGAAUCCUCAAACUUGAGAUCAAGAAGCUUCGCCGGGAGAAAGGGAUUCUUGCCAGGAGUGUGGCCAAUGUCGAUGAACUCAGGCAGGAGCUUUUUCACACGCAAAGAGAGUUCCUGAAGGAGAGGACGAGAUGCCGAGCCUUGGAGGAGGAACUGGAGAACCCCAUGAACGUGCACAGAUGGAGGAAGCUUGAGGCCAGUGACCCCAGUACCUUUGAGCUGAUACAGAAAAUACAUACACUGCAGAAGCGUCUCAUCAGCAAGACAGAAGAGGUGGUUGAAAAAGAGCUGCUCCUCCAGGAAAAGGAGAAACUGUAUGUGGAACUAAAGCACAUCCUGGCUCGGCAGCCUGGGCCCGAGGCUGCGGAGCAGCUGCAGAUCUAUCGCCACACACUGCGGGAGAAGACCAAGCAGCUUAAAGUUUUGUCUUCAGAAUUGAAUAUGUAUGAGUCACAGAGCCAGGAAUACAAGUACGAGAUCGAAAAACUUACCCACGAACUGCUGAAUUUAAAGAAGAAGUACCUUGCUCAGAAACGUAAAGAAUACAUUCAGAAAAACAAGGACAGAAUAAACAUGGAGGACACCUUCUCAAUGGCCAAACCAAGUGGCCCUCGUUUUACUGGGGGUGGAUUUCCCCUCAGCAAGUCAUCCAAGGCGAAGUCAUAACUCGAAGCUGUUGGCUGGGUCCUUCUGAACAACUCAUUGGAGUUCACUCUGGAACAUUUUGGAGGAAUCUCUUUGAAAUUCCUUGGAUCACAGACAUUUAGGGAAAUCAGUCCUCGGAUUCCAGGAUGGAAAGAAAUGCAGAACUAUUAUAGUCCUGUACAUAGAAGAGUGAUGACUUUCUAUUUAAUCCACAUGGAUAUUAACAGAGUGUAAUUAUAUCUAUUCAAUCAGGUUGAAUUAUAUCAAUUCAACCAUUACAUGAAGCAAAUCUUUUGUUACACCACAUUUAUUUAUUUUGCAAUGCACCACAUCUAGAUACUCCAUAUGGAUGAAACUGGAGCCUAAUUUCUCUGACAGACACUGGUGCAUAGAUAAAAAAAUUUUUUUUUGAAAUGCAGUGCGUUCUUAUUAAUAAGAAUAUAUUUUAAUUAUUCCUCAUUAACAAGUCAUUGAUGAGAUAAGAAAGGUGGACACACUCUAAACUAUUUAAAAAGUGUUUUGAGAGUGAUUUCUAUGUGGAAUUUCUUUUCAGGCCUGGAGUAUGAAAACCUAUUCCAAAAAGACAUACUAAUAAAUACUUCAUCAUAAAAAAUAAAAAAAA
Odocoileus virginianus texanus is the source of this 2133-nucleotide messenger RNA. The record is from RefSeq and is a predicted model, not a curated record. Lineage: Eukaryota; Metazoa; Chordata; Mammalia; Artiodactyla; Cervidae.